UUAUGUACACACGUGGAGCACGAGAGGAAAAAAAAAAAAUUGAUCCGAACAGAACAGUGAGACAGGAAUGGUCUUGUGUUGACUGUUUUAAGAAAGGAGAAGAUCUAAAACUCUGAUGACUCUAUCAUCCAUGUUUUUUGCAUACAUAGAUAUGUGAAUUAAGUUGAACAUCAACUUUCUUUUCUGCUUAACUAAAUCAUAUUUGUCUUGUAGCUUCAGUCAAAGGAAUUUCAUUCUUUCAAAGAUGGAGAAGAAUGAAAUAGAGCUUUCUUCACCUCCUCAUACCAAAAUGGAUUCCCAGCAAAAAGACACCGUCAUUUCACAACCUCAAUUACAUAACAAGGGUGGCUUCAUUACCAUGCCUUUUAUUAUAGCAAAUGAAUCACUUGCUAGAGUUGCAACAUUAGGAUUAUUGCCAAACAUGAUACUUUAUUUGAUGGGGAGUUAUAAUCUUCAUUUAUCCAAAGCUAAUCAUAUACUCCUUUUAUCUGUUGCAACCACCAAUUUCAUGCCUCUUAUUGGUGCUUUCGUUGCUGAUUCUCAUCUUGGUCGGUUUCUUGCUGUUGGUUUAGGUUCUAUCAUCACUUUCAUUGGAAUGAUACUCUUGUGGCUAACAGCCAUGAUCCCACAAGCAAGACCUCCUCCUUGUAUUCCUGCAACUGAAAAAUGCAUAUCUGCAACAACUGCGCAAAUGGCAAUGCUGAUUUCUUCCCUUGCUCUUAUGUCCAUUGGAAAUGGUGGCCUUCAAUGCUCCAUAGCGUUUGGCGCGGACCAGGUGAAUAGAAAAGACAAUCCUGAUAACCAAAGGGCCUUGGAAAUAUUCUUCAGUUGGUACUAUGCUUCCUCGGCUAUUUCUGUCAUAAUUGCAUUCACAGGAAUAGUAUAUAUCCAAGAUCAUCUUGGAUGGAAACUUGGUUUUGGUGUUCCAGCAGCACUUAUGUUCUUUUCCACUUUCUUCUUUUUUCUUGCUUCUCCACUUUAUGUAAAGAAUAAAACAAAUAGCACCUUGUUUACCGGCUUUGUACGAGUGACCGUUGCGGCUUAUAAGAACAGGAAAAUUCGACUACCCCCCAAGAACUCGGCUGGAAUGUAUCAUCAUAUGAAGGAUUCUGAACUUACUGUUCCAACUGAUAAAAUAAGGUUUCUGAAUAAAGCUUGCUUCAUUAGAAGUCCAGAAAAAGACUUAACCUCUGAUGGAUCAGCUUCAGAUCCUUGGAGUCUAUGCACAAUUGAUCAAGUAGAAGAAUUAAAAGCUAUUAUUAAAGUUAUUCCAUUGUGGUCUACAAGUAUCUUGAUGUCACUUAACAUUGGAGGCUCAUUUGGAUUACUGCAAGCGAAAUCGCUGAACAGACACAUCACCCGAAACUUCGAAGUUCCAGCCGGUUCACUUAGUGUAAUCAUGAUAUUUACAAUAUUUAUAUGGAUAGCACUUUAUGACCGUGUCGUUAUUCCUCUAGCCUCGAAGCUCAGAGGAAAACCGGUUAGGAUUAGUGCCAAGACAAGAAUGGGACUCGGAUUGUUUUUCUCUUUUCUCCACUUGGUAACCGCAUCAAUUGUCGAGACUAUAAGGCGAAGAAGAGCAAUCAAUGAAGGAUAUGGUAAUGAUCCUCAUUCAGUGUUGAACAUGUCUGCAAUGUGGCUUUUUCCUCAACUUUGCUUGGGUGGAAUAGCUGAAGCAUUCAAUGUUAUAGGCCAAAAUGAGUUCUACUACACCGAAUUUCCCAAGACUAUGUCAAGCAUUGCUUCAUCACUUUUCGGACUAGGAAUGGCCGUAGGAUACGUGAUAUCUUCUUUUUUAUUCAGCAUUGUCGAAAGGGUUACCUCAAGUGGUGGAAAAGAUGGAUGGAUUUCGGAUAAUAUUAACAAGGGUCGUUUCGACAAGUACUAUUGGCUUAUUGCCACAGUGAGUGGUGUUAAUAUACUGUAUUAUGUAGUAUGUAGUUGGGCUUAUGGACCUACUGCUGAUGUAGAAUCAAAAGUAAGUGCAGAUGAGGAAGAAUUACCAUUAAUUGACUUCAGAAAUGAGGGCUCAUAUGACAAGGAUAACUGAUACCUUACAGUGAAGAAAUCUUCAGAACACUGACAAAGAAUAACUUACUGUAACUGAUACCUUACAUUGAAGUAAGUUUUGUAGCUUGCAAUUUGCAAUGAAUGAGAGUUGUAGAUCCUAUAGCACACUUUUGAUACUUAA
This is a messenger RNA of Medicago truncatula (barrel medic), 2191 nucleotides long. RefSeq names its product protein NRT1/ PTR FAMILY 1.2. Lineage: Eukaryota; Viridiplantae; Streptophyta; Magnoliopsida; Fabales; Fabaceae. The coding region runs from base 245 to 2050 and encodes 601 amino acids. The record is from RefSeq and is a predicted model, not a curated record. The transcript has 4 exons. Gene Ontology annotation, biological process: transmembrane transport. Gene Ontology annotation, molecular function: transmembrane transporter activity. Gene Ontology annotation, cellular component: membrane.